AUGGUUCGAGGGAAGUGUACAGUUUGCGACUCUCCAAACGCCACCAACUAUCAUUUCGGAGCACAGUCUUGUAAGGUAAAUUUCAAAAAAUGUUUGCGGUAUUUGAAGAUUACAAAAAAUAUAUUUGCAGGCUUGUGCAGCAUUUUUCCGUCGCAGCAUCGCCAUGAGACAGGACUACAGCUGUCUGGGAGAUGGCUUCAAAGCAUGUCGAAUUGAUCAUAGUGAGUCAUAUUUGUGUAGUUGAUAUGAAGAUCCCAGCUUGUUUGCUACCAUUAUAAUUCAAAAGUUAAACGGAACAGAACAAAAAAAGAUGUGAGAACCAGUUUUCCUGGCGAUCAUCAGCAUUCUGUUCAUACUCUGUAAUGUGCUCCAGGCUACAGAAAGACUAGAGAAACCGUCACAUCACAUUUUAUCUGAUUUCUGCUCAUACACUUUGGCUUUUCAGCUCUCCGUUUGAACUGUCGACAUUGUAGGCUCAAGAAAUGUUUACGAGCUGGCAUGCUAGCGGAUUGUAAGCCAACUUUUCAGAAGCCUUUGAGUUCCGUGAUUUUACAGUAGUUCAAGCGAAAAGGGAGAUAAAAAUGGAGAAAAGUGCUCAAGAGUGCAGAAAGUAUAGCAGCCAUUCAGAAGAACAGUUAAUGGAAGUUUAUCAGCCGAACACUUCUUCAUGUGAGUUUUUAAAAACUACAAUUUAAAAAAUGAAUAAACGUGGGUCCGCUGCGCGGACCGAGCUUACUCUCCGAAGCGACUUUGCCGCUAGUUUGUUUUGCAUAGAUAACUGUUUGAAAGUUCACGUGUUCAUUUCUCAAUUUCUCCGUCACCAUUAAUUUCGUUUUAGAAAUGAACGAACAAUCAGAGAAAUAAACAAAGAGGCAAACAGAGGGACAAACCCGUGAAGUGUUAUAUUAAUAAGAAUGAUACGAAAAGAAAGAGAGUGUGAAACGUUUCUUUCUUAAAUGAAAACUAUGCCUCUUUGCGCGAUUCUAACCCUGCGAAGCGAGUCGGAAAGAGAAAUUAUCCGGAACCGUUAGGCGACGGAUAAUCUUUCUUUUUCUUUCGAGCAAAAAUAGAAGUGAAAUGUGUACCGUAUUUUCAGAUUUCGACCAGCCGACCCCAGUGCUCACUCCUCCCAACAUGUACCCUCCGCCGCCAAUGUCCGAUGCAUUUUAUCAACUUUCGGAGAACGAAUGGGACUAUUCCCCGCCGUCUGAAAAGUGUAUGAGAAUGACGGAAGAUCUGAUGGGAUACGACGAACUGCAGCAGUUUAUAAUGAUGCCGACGACAACUCGGAUUGAGAUUGGUGCAGAUGACUUUCAACCGACCGAUGCUGAAAUUCGAUCUCGAGUGAAUUCCGUGUCAGAUGCCGGCGGAUAUUUCAUGAGUUUCGAAGAAGAGGAACGACUCCAAGAACUGGCUGCACUUUACACAGAUCUGGUGGUUAAUAUCAAUGUGAAAAGGAGGAUCACUUAUACUGAUAACCUGAUUGCCAGUGCUUUCGAUGGCGCGUGUGUUUGCGUACGUUCUAAUAAGAGCAAAAAUCAAAAAUAAUGCACUGUUUUCCAGCCUUACGACAGAACGAAUGUCAAGUCAUUCGACCAUCGUACUUAUCGUCAGAAAAAUCGAAACGACUACCUGAUGAUCAUCGAUUACAUCACCAGAUUCCCCGGCUUUCAGCAACUGACAAAGUCUGAAAAAACCGUUUUAUUCCGAACGGCCGCCGCAGUGGAUAUCCUUGUAGAUCAGGCGUAUUACAGUCAAAUGUGAGUUUCACAUAUUUCAGCAAAACGACUUAUUUUGUUUCGUUCAGAAUCUUCCCAAACGAGGAAAAACUGGUGACUGCAAACGGAGAAUGUCUCUCGAUGAACCCGCUUCCACAGCCAGAGUUUGAGAGAAGCUAUAGACAGUUUGAUUCGGAUGAGGAGUACGAAAAGUACAAGUUAGUUCAAACUUACAAUAACAUUUAGAAUAUCAAAGCAUUUCAGAGCUUUGACCGAAAUGAAAGUCCGUCAAUGGACAAAUACUGUUGAGCCGCUGAAAAAGAUGAACAUGUCACUGACCGAGUUUGCACUUUUCAAAGCGCUUACCAUUUGGCAUUAUAGUAAGAUUCUAAAUGGUUUCUCAAGAAUGUAAAGUAUUAACAACUUCAGACCACUUCAAACUGGACGUCAACAACGGCCGCCAAGUGAGUUCCCGACAGCGGGCUGACAUCUUCCGGACUCUUCUGAUGAUAUGUGUGCAAGAGGAUCCUGAAAAUGGAUUUCUACGUGCUUCAGAGCUGGUUCUCAACAUCUCCACGAUAAUGCUCGAGAUUCGUACAAUGGUCGAGCAGUACAUUCAGUUAAUUGUGUUCGACACAAUGGAGGAUCCGAUUCUGAAGGAUAUGCUCACUUUUCAAUACUGA
Molecule: messenger RNA, 2401 nt
Organism: Caenorhabditis sp. 36 PRJEB53466
Lineage: Eukaryota; Metazoa; Nematoda; Chromadorea; Rhabditida; Rhabditidae
Source: the annotation of a GenBank genome assembly